Thermothielavioides terrestris NRRL 8126 is the source of this 964-nucleotide messenger RNA. RefSeq lists its product as uncharacterized. The coding region runs from base 53 to 946 and encodes 297 amino acids. The transcript is spliced from 3 exons. The record is from RefSeq and is a predicted model, not a curated record. NCBI's taxonomy places the organism in Eukaryota, Fungi, Ascomycota, Sordariomycetes, Sordariales, Chaetomiaceae.
AGAGAGCCGGCAUGGCUUGGGCCGCCAUGUUGCGACGGUGACCCCAGCGGAGAUGACGGAUUUUUGGAAGGCCAGCUAUUUUGACACUCUCAGCUACAAUUUCAGUCUUUGCUGCACCAAGAUUUCGAUCCUUCUGCUCUACCUUCGCGUCCUGACGCCCGACUACAUCCGCAAGGUCAUCUGGGUAGCUUUCGGCAUCGUUGUUCUCUACAACGCCUGGGCUUUCGCCAUGGAGCUGACAAUAUGUAUCCCCCUGGCCAAAGAGUGGGAUCCGUCUCUUCCCGGGUACUGUCAUCCAACGUCCGUCUGGUGGGCGUUGACCUACAUUCACAUCGCCACGGACUUCAUGCUAUUUGUCAUUCCGAUUCCCGUCGUCGUCACCAUGACGAUCCCGACACGGCGAAAAGCUGGCCUCCUGUUUGUCUUCACCUUGGGCCUGUUCGUUUGCUUGAUCUCCGUUGUGCGCACAAUCAUCCUGAGCAGGCUGCUCGACUCCGCAGACCCGAUGUGGGAUUAUGUGGUUAUCGCCAACUGGACGAGCGCCGAGACCAACGCCGCCAUCAUCUGCGCGUGUAUGCCCACAUUGCGGCCGGUUCUGGCCGCCCUUCUGAAGCGUUUGUUUCCGCACUUCGACCAGUCGCUGGAGGAUCCCUCAAGCAAUAGACCCAGAACGAUAGGGUCAAUGCCCAUACAGGCGCCCAGGUUUGGGCGGGGCUCCAGCAACAACCAGCGGACAUUGCCCCCUCUGUCGGACAGCUCUUGGGCGCUAGCCCACGGCGGAACCGCGUCCGUGACAACCGUUGAGACCCGUCAGAGCACGGGUCGUCGCCAAGAUGGGGUUUCGAAAGUGGUAUCGACUGCAGACGGCGAACCGUCCGACGUGGAAUUGGAAUCAGGGCUUGCACCAACCCCAACAGUGCCCGCCAAGCCUAGGAACUCGAGGUAGUCUUCAUCUCCUCCUCUU